AUGGCUCCAGGACAGAAAAAACCUCAACAAAAUGGAUCAAAAAAGAAAGGAUAUAAUCCAUAUAAUAAAUUUAAAAAUCAAUUUUGGAAAAAGAAAAAAAAGGAUAAUGAAAAUUUAUCGAAACAAAAUGACGGAGGACAUGAUCAAAAUCAUUCACAUAUAGGACCAUCAAGUCCAGUUAAAUUUAUUCAAACACCUAUUACUACUUAUAUUGAUAUUACUGAACGACCAGCACGUUAUCGUGGUUGGUCACUUUAUUUUCCUGAUACAGACAAAGAAUCUGAUCCAAGUUAUUUAUCAGUUUGUCAAUUAUUUGAAGAUUAUUUUAAACGUAUGAAAAAUUUAUAUGAUUAUGCUGAAAUUGAACAAAAACAAUCAUUUACUAUUAAUUAUUAUGAAGUACUUGAAGAUUCAGCUUUUCAAGACAAAAAACAAACUUGGAGUUUAUUUUUUUCCGAUCAAAAUGAAACAACAAUGAGAGUUAUUGGUUUAGCUAUGCAUCAAUGUAUUAUUGAUGAACAAGAAGAAAAAGAUAGAAAAGCGGCUAAUGAAUGUCAUCAUCCAACAGUACCACUUAUUGAUCUUCCAGUAAUUCAUGCACGUUUAGUUAAUUUUACGCCAAUGAUUCGAUUAAAAGAUGUCAAAGCUCAAGCUUAUGGUAAAUUCGUAUCAAUUCGAGGAGUUGUUGUACGUGUAAGUAAUUCACAAUGUUUGGUUAUUCGUCUGGCAUACGAAUGUUCAACAUGUCGACAUACAUUUGGUGUCACGUGUGAAAAUGGUAAACAUACAGAACCAGAACGUUGUCCAACACCGGGUUGCAUUGGUCGAUCAUUUGUUCAACAACGUUCUCAUCCAUUAACAACAAUUAUUGAUUGGCAAACAAUUCGAUUGCAAGAAGUUGCUUCAGAAGCAUCACGAGCACCUGGUCGUAUUCCACAAACGAUUGAAUGUGAAUUAACAAAUGACCUUGUUAAUAGUGCUAUUCCAGGUGAUGUUGUAGUUGUUUCCGGUGUUGUAAAAUUAAUGGUAGAUGAAAAUAGUGGUAUCCGUAAAAUAUCUGAUCAAUCAUUACUUCAAGUUUAUAUUGAUGUUAAUUCAGUUGUUAAUCAACGAUUAAAUACUUCUGAUGGAGCAUUAGGUGGUAAUAGUUUAAUGAAUACAAUGGAUUUUUCUUUAUUUGAUUUAUAUGGUAUUCAACAAAUUCAACAACAAAAAAAUGUUUUAAAACUUCUUGUUCAUUCACUUUGUCCAAGUAUAUAUGGACAUGAACUUGUUAAAGCAGCAUUAUUAAUGGCUUUAUUUGGUGGAUUAGUGCGAAAUGAAGAUAGUGCCUCUCAUAUUCCAAUUCGUUCUGAUCCACAUAUAUUAAUUGUUGGUGAUCCAGGUCUUGGUAAAAGUCAAUUGCUUCAUGCUUGUGUUAGUGUUGCACCACGAGGUGUUUAUGUUUGUGGUACAAGUUCAACUCAAUCUGGUCUUACAGUUACAUUACAUAAAGACAAAGAUGGAGAUUUAAUGUUAGACGCUGGUGCACUUGUUAUGGCUCAUCAAGGUUGUUGUUGUAUUGAUGAAUUUGAUAAAAUGAUAUCACAACAACAAGUAUUACUUGAAGCUAUGGAACAACAAUGUGUAUCUAUAGCUAAAGGUGGUAUUAUGGCGAGUAUACCAGCUCGAACAUGUGUUAUUGCUGCUGCAAAUCCAGUUGGUGGACAUUAUAAUAAAGGAAAAACAGUAGCUGAAAAUUUAAAAUUAAAAGGACCAAUUUUAAGUCGAUUUGAUCUUGUUUUUAUUCUUAUUGAUCGAGCUGAUGAUGAACUUGAUUACCGUUUAUCUGAACAUGUUCUUGCUCAACAUAAUCGUUCAAUUCGUUCAUCACAUAAUAAUACAACAGUAAGUUUAAAUCGAUCAGAAAAUGAAGCAGUACCUGUCAAUCAUCGACAACAACAACUAUUAGCAACACUUUAUGAAGAUAUUCCAUUACUUGAACAAUUACGUCUUAAACUUGGUGAAUCCAUUGAACCAGUUGGACCAAAUCUUUUACAAAAAUAUAUUGCUUAUGCACGUCGAUAUGUCAAACCUCGUCUUACACGUGAAGCAAUUGAUAUUCUUAAAAAAUUUUACUUUCAAUUACGUAUUGCUCAUCAACGUGAUGGAACAACUCCUAUUACUUUACGUCAACUUGAAUCCUUAAUGCGUCUAACUGAAGCUCGUGCCAAACUUGAACUACGUGAAGAGUGUACUGAAUCAGAUGCUGAAGAUGUUAUACAAAUAAUGAAAGCUAGUAUGAUCGAUACAUAUACUGAUGAAAAUGGUGAACUCGAUUUUUCACGAUUACAACAUGGCUCAGGAAUGAGUCGAGCAGCUGAAGUUAAGAAAAUGAUGAAUGCUAUUCGAUGUGUUAGUGAAAAAAAGAAAAGUCCUCUAUUUUCGACAGCUGAACUUAAACAAAUAGCAACAGAUAUUAAAAUUAAUAUGGAUAGAUUAGAUGAACUAUUAAUAAAACUCAAUGAUAAUGGAUAUUUAUUGAAACAAGGUCACAAUUUAUAUAAAGUUUUUUUAAUCGAAUAG
This is a messenger RNA of Rotaria sp. Silwood2, 2565 nucleotides long. The record is from the annotation of a GenBank genome assembly. Lineage: Eukaryota; Metazoa; Rotifera; Eurotatoria; Philodinida; Philodinidae.